Messenger RNA from Pan troglodytes (chimpanzee), 2071 nucleotides. RefSeq names its product TCL1 family AKT coactivator B (gene TCL1B). The record is from RefSeq and is a predicted model, not a curated record. Bases 72 to 458 code for a protein of 128 amino acids. Gene Ontology annotation, molecular function: protein serine/threonine kinase activator activity. The transcript is spliced from 4 exons. NCBI's taxonomy places the organism in Eukaryota, Metazoa, Chordata, Mammalia, Primates, Hominidae.
AUUUAAGGAGUUUGCGCAGCUGGAAAGCUACACAUGUGAGUCUGGAGGCGGGUCCCGGUUGCAGACUUGCCAUGGCCUCCGAAGCUUCUGUGCGUCUAGGGGUGCCUCCUGGCCGUCUGUGGAUCCAGAGGCCUGGCAUCUACGAAGAUGAGGAGGGGAGAACCUGGGUGACUGUGGUCGUGCGGUUCAAUCCCUCGCAUAGGGAAUGGGCCAGGGCCUCCCAGGGCAGCAGAUAUGAACCCAGCAUCACAGUGCACUUGUGGCAGAUGGCAGUGCACACCCGGGAGCUACUCUCCUCCGGCCAGAUGCCCUUCUCCCAGCUGCCCGCCGUGUGGCAGCUCUACCCCGGGAGGAAGUACCGAGCAGCGGAUUCCAGUUUCUGGGAAAUAGCAGACCAUGGCCAGAUUGACUCUAUGGAGCAGCUGGUCCUAACAUAUCAGCCGGAGAGGAAAGACUGACACUGGGAGUGGCUGGCCCUGCCGGCCCUGCCUCUUCUGGCCUGGUGUCUCCUCAUGCCCCCUCAGUGAGGAUCUUCAUGUACCUGCUCUUCUGUUUGCACACCCAGCAUAGCCUCCUUGCGGGCGGAAGGCAGUAGGGCCCCUGCACACUCAGUUUCUCUCGUUUUCCUUAGUUAUCAGUCCUGUCCUGUACCACUCGGGUCUGCACUUAGGGCAGCUGGCCUGGAUGGGCUUCACUGGGGCCCUGUCUGUGCGCUGAGCCAGUUUCCCCUGCUGCCUGCAAGCUGUGGGUUCUUUCUCCUCUGUGCCCCUCAUGCUGAUCUUCUAGAUGCCACUCCCAAAUCCCCUUCAUACCCACCAGGAUGUGUGCCCAGCCAGGCCUCCAGCACCCCCAGUGCAGCUCAUGAUUGGAAACUCACCAUCGGCAGGCAGUGGUUUGGUUUAAGAGAUGGCAUUAGAGGGAGCCCAGUCUGGAUGUGGACUUGGAUGCCCCGUGGGUAUCAGUUCUGCUGACACUUUGGCCCGAAAUAGAUCCAGUGCUGAGCAAGCAAUGUACACCGGAGCCUCAGUGAGCCCAUCUGCACAGUGGGGAGCAUGGAGGGAUGGGUUUGGCCUGUGCUUCUGCUUGUUCAGUCCUUCAGCUCACGGAAGGGAUGCUAGUCCGUGAAGGUGACCUCACAGUACUGGUUAAUUAAACUUUAUUGCUCACUGUCCACUUUUGUGCUGAAUUGGAGCCUCUCUUUGACCUCUUUCUAGCAUAGAAAUGGCAGCUUCUGGUACCGAAAUGUUAAGGUAACAUUUUAAUGAUCCAUUUCAUAUUUUUCCACACUGGGAAGGAAAUUGUGAUUGGUCCAUUCAGCAGCAAGACGCCGGCGGGAGUUAAGGAAGGGGAGGAGACUCGUGCGGGCUCUGGGUGAAGCCCUGCUGUGAAAGGGCAGGAAAGCCCGUAGUGGUCACAGGAGAACCGGGAGCAAGGGAGAGCUCCCAAAGCGAGACAAUGCAACAGCAUGUCAUUGCAGGAGAUGCAGAAUGCAGGUGCAAGGGAGGAAGGGCCCAUGUGUGGGAGAGUAUGACAUGACAGAGGAGCAGAGUCCUUGAGCAGGGAGGGAUGAGGCAGGGGGCCAAGGCACUGAGCAGUGCCACCAUUGUGACCAGGAAGAAGAGGACGAUACAGUGCAGGUCAGGGUGACCAUGCAGUGGUGGCAAGGAGAAGAGAUUCCCUCCCUCAUGUCGCUCACAAGAAAAAAUCACCCAUGGGCUGAAAUCCCAACCUUACAAAAUGAAUCUGUAAAAGCAUUCAUAGAAAGUUUGGGGAAAUAUGUUCAUGAACGUGGGGUACAGAAAAACCCAAGUAAAUCACAGGUGUAAGCAAAAGACAGUGUAAGACAAACUUUUUCAAGUGAAGCAUUUCUGUAUGACAAAAUAUUAGGAAGCAUCAAUCACAAUUUAGCAUGGUAUAUAAGGCACGCCAGUGUUUGCCUGCAGCGGGCUUGCUCAAGCCCAGUGGUGUUGCGGGGAGGGGCUGUCCUGUGCCUUGUAGAAUGUUUAGCAACAUCCUUGGCCGCCACCCACUGGAUGCCAGAAGCAUCUCCUGACCGCAACUUGUGAGAACC